Messenger RNA from Geodia barretti, 234 nucleotides. NCBI's taxonomy places the organism in Eukaryota, Metazoa, Porifera, Demospongiae, Tetractinellida, Geodiidae. The record is from the annotation of a GenBank genome assembly.
AUGUGGAUUGUCGAGACCCACAGCGAACUGCUCGUACGCCGGAUACAGACCCGCAUAGCGCAAGGCGACGUUUCUCCGUCUGAUGUAUCCAUCCUCUAUGUCGACCCUGAAGAUGACGACUUCGAGGGCAGCGCAAUUAAGCAGUUACGGCUGGACGAUACUGGAUCGUGGUUGGACGAAUGGCCUCACGGCUUCUUCGAAGAAGGUCAUGAUACGCAAUGGAGCAGUCGUUAA